Molecule: messenger RNA, 3283 nt
Organism: Chrysemys picta bellii (western painted turtle)
Lineage: Eukaryota; Metazoa; Chordata; Testudines; Emydidae
Gene: STARD5
Product: StAR related lipid transfer domain containing 5
Biological process (GO): cholesterol import
Molecular function (GO): cholesterol binding; cholesterol transfer activity
Source: RefSeq, a predicted model, not a curated record
GAGGCGCUGGGCUCGGCCUAGGCUGGGAGCUCCUAUCGGCGAGAGCCCGGCCCCCUGCGGGCGGCGGCUCCUCCUCCAGCCGGCCCGGUGCAGCGCCGCAGCGGAGCCGGUCGCUAGCCAUGGCUUACGAGGAGCAGGUCCGCUCGCUGGCGGACACCGUGCAGCUCUACCGGAAGGACCCGAGCGGCUGGCGGAGCUGUAAGCGCACGAAUGAAGUUUCAAUUUAUUGGAGACCAUCAACUGAGUUUUCUGGCAACAUAUACAAAGGAGAUGGAAUUGUCUCUGCGAGUCCUGAGGCUGUCUGGGAGUGCUUAAAACCAGAAGCUGGUGGACUUAGAACAAAGUGGGACCAAAAUGUGAAGGACUUUGAGCUGAUUGAAACUAUUAGUGAUACUAUCUCUAUAUGCAGAACUCUUACCCCAUCAGCCUUCAUGAAGAUUAUUUCUCCAAGAGAUUUUGUAGAUGUGGUGCUAAUUAAGCAGUAUGAAGACGGGACUAUAGCAUCUGCUGCAACCAAUGUGGAACAUGCACUCUGUCCUCCCCAACCAAGAUACGUGAGAGGGUUUAAUUAUCCCUGUGGUUGUUUCUGUAUACCUGUUCCAGGGGAACCAGACAAGACCCAAGUCCUCACUUUCUUUCAGACGGAUCUUGGUGGCUAUCUUCCCCAGACUGUAGUGGACUCAUUCUUUCCGAGCAGCAUGGCUGGAUUUUACAGCAAUCUGACCAAAGCGGUAAAGACAGUGAAAACUUGAGAGGCAUUUUCUCAAAGGAAAUCCGAGUCUCAUUGCUGGGACUUAGAAGGGAGGGUAAGAAAGGCUAUUAUUGCUGGCAUAACAGAUUAGAUUAAGAUAAAAAUGGAAGAAAUGAUGGGAUCAGAAACCGACCUACAAUGCCUUUCUAACAAUAUAGAUAUGUAGGAAAGUUGAAGUGGGAACAAAGUCGCAAAGUCCAUUUUUAAUAUAGGAUUUACUAUUUUUGUACCUGCCUUUCUGUUUAAAAAUGCACUACCUUGUCAUACUGUAUUUUUGUAACUAUUAAAAUAAGUGACAUUAUUUCAGCAACUAACAGUAUUCUAGAGGAAGUUCUGCUGCCCCCUCCUGGAGCAAAAGCCACACUUCAGGCCUGUUUAUGAUCAUACUUCAUCAGUGUAAACCAGGUUACUCCUGAGGGAAUUCUGCGCCAAAAAAUUAAAAAUUCUAAAAAUUUAUGCACACACUAUUUUAAAAUUCUGCAAGUUUUAUUUGUCAAACAAAUGUGGAGGCUCCAGCAUGACAGUGAGGAGCACAGACAACUGGCUGCACAGCCUCCCUCCCCCAUCUCAGGACACUACCUCGGUGGUAAGGUUGCACUCAACCCUGACACAGCAUCAGGGCUGGGCCUGCCUCAGAAACACCCCAGGGCCCUGAUCCUCUGUGCCAGAUGCACCAGGUGUGAGGCAGGCAGGCUCAACCAGGCAGGAUCUAAGUGUGGAGGGGCUUGGUGUGGAGUGAGAAGGUUCUGUAUUGAGCAAUCUGGGUGCAGACUGAUCAGUGAGGGGUCUGGGUGGGUGGAAUCUGGAUGCAGAGGCUCUUGGGGGAGGGGGGGGUUCCAGGUGCAGGGGCAAUGGGACUCUGCAGGGGGUUCCAGGUGACGGUGGUUGGGCCUCGAGGUGGGGGGUCGGGGGGGGGGGCUCGGCGGGAGGGGUCUGGGUGCUGGGGGAUUGGGGAUCCAGGUACAGCUAGCUGGGGUUCAGUGGGGUGGGGGGCUCGUCGGGGUGAUUCAGUUGCAGGGUGGUCUGGAUACAGGGGGGCUCUAGAUGCAGGGGUUUAGGUUCAGCAGGAUGAGGUUCAGGUAUGGAGGGCUGGGGGGGAUCUGGGUGUAUGGGGUGAGGAUUGGUGGGGGGGGAGCAGCUCCCAGUACAGCAACCCAUCCCCCGCAGCUGAGGAUGCUGAGCUUCCUACAGCCAGGGGAGGUUUCUGGUGUGGGUCUAGCAGCUGAUUCCGGUGCAGGGUAGGAGUCACCAUGGUGAUUUACCUCUCCACCAGCUGCUCCAGAUGCCUGAAACGAUGUGCCUGCACUGCUAGGGAAGAGUGCGUGACCGCUCUUGCAGCUUCCCUUUGCUUCCUUAUCAGAAAAUCAUUUUCUGCGGGGAAGCAAAGAAAUCUGCGGGAGACAUGAAUUAUGCAUGGGCGCAGAAUUGCCCCAGGAGUAAAACCAGGAGCAGCUCUGCUGAAGUCAAUGUAGUUCCACCAGUAUAAGUCAGAUCCGAGGGAGCCCGGUUAUAUCUCAGAUUCUACCUAAUGACCCAUAUGAAACGAUGUUCCUUUCUUGAAGGGGAAGAGCUAGCUCUUUUGCUGCUUACAUCAGUAUAGUUUGAGAUAUUACAUUGGGACCAACACAAAAAAUGGGGUAGACCACAAUGAAUAGGGUAGGUGAGAACGUAUGGACCACUCAUUCUAGACUAUAAGGGCCUGAUUCAGCAUGUGCUGAAGUCGGACUGACUUCAGUGCUAAUGUUAAGCAUAUACUUAAGUGUUUUGCUGAAUCAGAGCCUAAUAUCCUCAACCAAUUCACAGAUCCCUGGGCCUUGUCCUCUCCCAUCAUCCCCUCUCUACCCAAAAAUUCUGAUUACAAAUUGUCAUACUGCACUGACAUAAUGGCAAUAAAUAAAGAGAUGUAUUGAAGCACUUUACUUGUCAUUUUUCUAACUGCAUUUGAAAUGAUCAUGCAUUUGAACAAUUUUCCAAUAUGUUGUUCAAAGUGUUGUGAACUUGUGAAAAGUCCUUUCUGUAAAGUGCUGUGGACUAAUCUUGACUUGCUUGUUCAUAAAAGUAGGACCUUCUUGUUUAUGUCUCCAAGACUGACACACCCCACAGCAUAUCUUAGGAAAUCAGCUAUUGGUGUAAUAUGCAGUGCAGUAUGCAGCCAUCGAAAAUAUUUAUGUAGCUGGUUACUUAGGUAAUGUCAGAAGUUAUUAUAAACAGCAUACUAUUCAUUUAUCCUUUUAUAAAAGAAAAAAUGAUAAUUUAUGAUUGUUGAGUUGCAAACAUGUAAAUCAGGUUGUAAUUUUCAUGCUUUUACUUUAAGUAUUUAUUUAUGUUAAUACAUUUAAAUUUCCGUUCUUGUGUUUGUUGCAUAUGUGGUGUGGUUUGUGGAACAUUUAUGUACAAAUAUUUCCACUGUAGUUUUUAAUGUAUAUAAUAGAAUUUUAGGGAAGGGGGGUUAAAUUUUAGUCUCUUUUGUGACUGGCAUUUUUAAAACUUGCCAGUGUGUGUUGCAAAUUAAAUAAAAUAUUUUCUGUUUCA